Anarrhichthys ocellatus (wolf-eel) is the source of this 2454-nucleotide messenger RNA. It is a transcript of the gene kifl, whose product is annotated as kinesin family-like. The record is from RefSeq and is a predicted model, not a curated record. Gene Ontology annotation, molecular function: ATP binding; microtubule binding; microtubule motor activity. Lineage: Eukaryota; Metazoa; Chordata; Actinopteri; Perciformes; Anarhichadidae. Gene Ontology annotation, biological process: microtubule-based movement. The transcript has 17 exons. Bases 1 to 2454 code for a protein of 817 amino acids.
AUGUAUGUAAACUCGUCUGGAGCUGAGAAUGGAUCUUAUUCACUGACCUUCCUGGGAAAGAAAGUAGGGAGACAUCAUUCUGUGGCCCCUGCAGGCAAGCAACACGCCUGGGAGACAACUGACAGAUCUAGCUGCCCUGAAGACCUAGAGUUGUCCUCUCGGCCUGGACGGGUCCCUGUCACUGCGCAGGUGCUGGAGGAUUUACCGGGCAGCAUACCAGAGCUGAAAGAUGAGACGCCAUGUCCAAUAAUUUAUAACACACAGUUUGACCAGUACGAGGACAACACAGCAGGCUCAUUAGAAUCUCAGCUGUCAGCUAGCAGUGAUGCAGAUCAGCCUGCAGAUGCCGAGAGGUCACAAGAUGUCAAAAUCUACAUCCCCUACGAGUCAGCUGAGCUCUGCAUCACUCAGAUAGCUGAGGACAUGGAGGCACUGAAGAGAAGACACCUGGAAAAGUUGCAGGAGCUGGAGGAGAUUUUUCAGGCCACAGCACGAGAGAACCAGGAGUGGACCGUGCAGAGGAUCAGAUCAAACCACCAGAGCAAGAUGAACACUCUGAGGAGAAUCCUGGACCUCUAUCAGGAGAAGGUGGAGAAGAAGAACGCUGACUGGGAGAGGAGCGUUGCGGCUUUGACUGCACAGAACGAGCAGCAGCAGGAGGAGCAGAGAGUUGAGAGAAGGAGGAGUAAAGAGGAGGCCCUGCAGUGGGACAGAGAAAAGAGCAAAAUGCUGGAACUGUUCUCCAACAGGCUGGAUGUCCUGCACAGCCACCAGGCCUCCACGCUGCAGGAGCUGCAAAUGGCCCGACAGGAAGUAGGGAAAGUUCAAGAAAUGUUGACGGCAUCAUCGCAGGAGCAGCAGGAAGUCGUUGAGGAAGGGGAAAGCUCGGAGAACAAAGGACUUCCAGAUCAACAACAUACUUUGGCCUGCAAUGAGUCAGAUCGGCCACUGGAGGGGGCUAAAGCCCGUCUGGAGGAGCUGAAAGAGAGUCUGUACCAGAGGGAGAGACAGAUCACUGAGCUGCUGGAGGCAGAGAAGAGCCCCAUUCCUCCCAUCCCUCAGCCGCCCUGCAGCGUUCUGCUUCCCACCGUCAUACACAAGGCUCAUGCUAUCUGCAGCGCAGUGGAUGAGACCAGAGCUCUUUUGGACCUGAUGAUUGAGGAGAAUCGGGUCGCUCUGGUCGAAGCCAGAGACAAACUAGAUCGUCUGCAGAUGACCGAAGAAGACAGUAAUGACAGAGGGACCACUGACCAAGAUGGGUUAGAUGAAUAUGAGUCAAGUGUGUCUUUACUACAAGAAACAGUGAGGGGCUACGAGGUCUCUCAGUUGGCUUUGGACUACAUUAAAACCGGAGAAAGUCCUGUAACAAAUGACUGCGACGCUGUCUCAGAACUGGAGGACAUCUUGGGCCGAGGGACAAUAGGAACCACAGAGGGAGUGAAGAGUGUUGGUCAGCAACUUCUCUUGCUGCAGGAUCAGAUUAAGCAAGUUAAAGACGAGAAAAGGAAAAUGAUUGAGAACUACACUUCAGAAAGGACAAUGAGGAAGAAGUACUACAACAUGGUGGAAGAUAUGAAAGGUAAAAUCAGAGUGUUUUGUCGGAUUCGACCGGUGAACCGAACAGAGGUGGGUGGAACCACCGUUGUGGAGAAAAUAGACGAUUACUCUGUCACCGUGGAAUCACCUCGCGGGCCGAGGGAGUUUCAGUUUGACAUGGUGUUCGGUGCUGAAGCCUCUCAGGAAGACCUGUUUCAUGACACCAACAGGCUGAUCCAGUCAGCUAUCGAUGGUUACAACGUCUGUAUCUUUGCAUAUGGCCAGACGGGUUCAGGGAAGACCUUCACCAUGGUGGGGGACAAGGAACAGAAGAACCCCGGGAUUAUGCCAAGAUCUUUUAAUGCCAUAUUUGAUAAAAUACAGGAGAGCAGCAGCAAAUUCGAUUUCAAGGUUUCGGCCUAUAUGCUGGAGCUGUACAGUGACAGGCUGCAGGACCUCUUUGUGAGCACGGCUGGUGAGGCCCAGGCACAGCCCCAGUCCCAUGGCCAGGCCAGGCGGGUGGAGAUCAAGAGGAACAGAAAAGGGGUUGUGUUUGCCCAAGGAGCAGAGACAAAAGAGGCCUCCAGUGCCCAGGAGCUCUACGCUCUGUUCCAGCAGGCCUGCGCCAACAGACACAUCUCUGCCACCAAGAUGAAUUUGGAGAGUUCCCGCUCCCAUCUCAUUGUUUGCAUCAUGGUGGAGAGCAGGAGUCUGACCAAUGGGAGUGUGAGCACCGGCAAGCUUAGCCUCGUGGACCUGGCAGGCAGUGAGAGAGCAGCCAAGACUGGUGCCAAGGACCACCAGCUAAAGGUUUGCUCAUAUGUUGCUUUGAUUGCAGCGUCCAGGGAUUGUAAGGAUAAUCGAUCAGAAUCAGAUGUUCCUCGUGGCCUCUUUAAAUUCUCCUAUGCAGGAGGCUAA